UAACACUUCACUAGUCAAUUCUUGAAGUGAUGGAGGAUGUGAACAAGAAUCUAUCGUUAAAAAUGGUUAUGUGCUUGGUACUAUUGACAUUGUGGACCAUCGGUUCUCCUGCUCGAGCCUGCUUCACGAAUGGUGGAAGUUGUAGAAACUGCAUAGCGAACGCGAUGAGGAGAGAUUGUCCAAAGUGUGCACCGAUCAUGAGGUGCAUGGCUCGAUGCUUGUGGGCUAAUACCCCCAAAUUCAAGUGUGUGAAGCAAUGCGAUUGCAAUACGGGUUCCUAUCCCAGACUUGCCGAUUGUAAGAGUUGCUUGUCUCAUUGCAAAUGCUCCUGUGCUAUGUACUAGUGUGUUUUUUGGUUCGUCUUGAGUUUAGUUUGUAACGUAUCUAACAAUAUAUCUGAAUAAACACCCUUUUG
This is a messenger RNA of Cynara cardunculus var. scolymus (artichoke), 415 nucleotides long. RefSeq lists its product as uncharacterized. The coding region runs from base 30 to 344 and encodes 104 amino acids. The record is from RefSeq and is a predicted model, not a curated record. The transcript has a single exon. Lineage: Eukaryota; Viridiplantae; Streptophyta; Magnoliopsida; Asterales; Asteraceae.